Molecule: messenger RNA, 6471 nt
Organism: Pomacea canaliculata
Lineage: Eukaryota; Metazoa; Mollusca; Gastropoda; Architaenioglossa; Ampullariidae
Product: pikachurin-like
Molecular function (GO): calcium ion binding
Source: RefSeq, a predicted model, not a curated record
AGGUGAGCUAAGUUGUUUGAGGGACACAGUCUUUUAAAAAAAGAGACUAUUCUCAGCUGCUGCUUUAUAAAGCGGUACAGCUUUAUGCGUAUUGAAGCUCAGGAACAAAAACAUUAACUUUUUGUUAACGAAGGCACGAACAGCCAGACUGAUUUCGAGUAAAGAAGAAGCUUUGUCACCUCAAUGAUUGAAAAUUGACUCGUUCAUUGAUCGAUGCCGGUGGUCGCCCUCUUCGUCGCGCGAUGGCUGUACUUCCGAAAACACACGCCGAGACCAAACUGUCCCUCGCAGUUGUCUAGCUUUGUUGCCGUGAUGGAUCCAAACUGUUGAUUGGAAUGCCUGUAGUGUAACCUGUUUGAUUCUUUAACUUUAAUGGCUGGCUUUUUGUGUUGAAUUUUAAAAAUUUAAAGAAUAGCUAGCUUUACUGUUUGUAAAUACAAUGGCGACAUUCUCAAAGAAAGCAGCAAUGUGCUUCCCAGAAAUAACGUUUCGCUUCUUGAUCAUUCUGGUGGCCUCGUCAGUCGUUGUUUCAGCGACAUCCCAGAAGAAGAUUAUAGCUUUCUUUCAAGAUUUGAUUGUGGCACAGGUGCUGCGGUUUUGCAAAGCCCAGAGGAGGUUGUGAUGGGACAGUGGAACCGCCUGGUGGUAGCUCGCAAUAACAACCAGGGUUCCUUACAGCUUAACAGUGCAAAUGUUGUGGAGGCCACUGCCCCAGGUGCCUAUACACGCAUCACCCUGCGACAGAACCUUUACGUUGGAGGAUACCCUGAUAUGGAUACAAUUGAAAGCCGUGUUAACACCAGCAAGAGAUUUGUGGGUUGUGUUCAGGAGCUGAUUAUCAAUGGUUAUCGUUACGACUUUCGCAGAGGUGGUUUGGUGGGUGAUGCAGAGUUUGGAGUAAAUGUUGGAGAGUGCAGCGAGGGACUGUGUGACAAUGUGGUGUGUCAGAAUGGAGGCACUUGCCAUGCCAAAACAGCGGACACAUCCAUCUGUCUUUGCCCUCUUGGAUUCCAUGGCAGCAUUUGUGAAAAAGAAACACCAGUUCGAAUUCCACGUUUCAAUGGCCAUUCACACUUGGAAUAUGCUGGCUUGGGGCGAACAGUGCUGGCUUUCACAGAGCUGGAGGCUGUAAUCAAACCAGAAGCUGUGGAUGGCAUGGUCCUGUACAAUGGUUACACUCUAGACAGAAAAGGUGACUUCUUGGCCCUUGCUUUGAGAAAUGGAUUUGUGGAGUUCAGUUUUGAUCUGGGCACAGGACCAGCCAGAAUCAGGAGUGCUAUGCCAUUGGCUUUGAACCAGUGGCACGUGAUUCGGGCAUCACGCACUGGCCUACAGGGGGUGCUGAAAGUGGAUGAACAACCUGAAGUUACCGGACAGUCACAGGGUGCCUACACACAGCUGACUUUGCUAGAGAACCUUUUCAUAGGAGGACAUCACAACUUUGAUCACACAUCCAAGCAUGCAAACCUCUCCACCUCUUUUGCUGGCUGCAUUCAAAAGAUUGUAGUCAAUGGUCGACCUCUUCGUAUUCUGGAAGAGAAAGUGAAUGGAAGAAACAUUGAGCCCUGUGAGCACCCUUGUGCUGGUGAACCAUGCAUGAAUGGAGGAGAGUGUAGCCAAGAGGAGGUGUACAAGUGUAACUGUCCUCUGGGAUUCACAAACACCAACUGUGAAGACAAGCUGGAGAGGAUGCCUACAAAACCUAUGUUCAGUGGUUCAAGCUUUCUAAUCUACACCCAUUCUGACAUUGCUAAGAGAAUUACGGGAAACAAAAUGGAUGUGCAGUUAUACAUCAGACCCAAGGGUCGUAAUGGGCUGUUGCUAUGGAGCGGACAGGAUGUGAUGACCACCAACAGUGACUUUGUGGCAUUGGGUUUUGUGGAUGGUAGUCUUCAGCUCCACUAUAAUCUGGGGAGUGGCAAAGCUUUGGUUGCCUACAACGAUUCUCGCCUUUUUGACGGUCAAUGGCAUUUUAUUCGUGUUCAAAGGGACAACCGAGAUGCCUACAUGGAGGUGGAUUCGCGGGAGAUUGUUGAGGGGAGCUCUCCUGGAAGCUACACCAUGCUGAACACAAACAGAAUCUUAUACUUGGGUGGUAUGCCAAAUGUGGCUGAAGGGACCGACAACUUGUUCACCACAAACUAUGUGGGCUGUGUGAGGGAUCUUUUAUUGGCCACAGACUUAAAUGUUCAGUUGAUUGAGCAUGCACAGAGUGGACGCAAUGUGCUACAGUGUCGCAAACAUUUGUGAGCUUUGGCAGACAGCUUUGGCUGCACUGUUCGUGAUGCCACCUGCAAGGAGUGGAUUUGCCUGCAAAACUUUCUUCCCCACAUAUUUCAGGGGCCUGGGGCCCAUGCCUGCUGUCAUGCAUAAUCAAACUGACGGACAUGCAGUCUACAGCACAUGUACACACAUUUUCAAAAUGCAUGCACUUGCACACACAAACAUACAUACACAUGCACACACACAUAUAUAUAUAUUCACAUAUGGUGUGAGCUUACUCCUAGAUGUCCUAGUGAUAUGGUGCUGUUGGUAACCUGUGACACUGAAGCUGUUAGGCAUAUCAAACAAGCAGAUUCAGGAUGGCAGCCAUUAGUGUCCAAAAGAAGGAAUCAUACUGAACAGUCAGAAUUUAUGCAACUGUGCCAUUGUUCCUGGACAUCUGGACAGCUUCUCAUGAUAGCUGCAGAGACGAUCAGAUGAUAUAGCUUUGAGGGAAAAUGCUUUAAAAUCUUACGUGCAUGUAACUGCGUCAUUUGCUUCUUAUUUUCCAUGCCUCCAUUUAUUAGCAACAUUGAUUUAACAGCAAUACUUUAUACAAAUGACUGUUAGGCUAGUCAAGCAAAGCCAGAUAUUUGUACUUUUUUUUAAUUGCAUGAAGGGAGAGGCAUAAGACCUGGUAGAGCUUUUUUUCAGUUAAGCCAUUAAAAUCUUGCCUUUUUAAUUUGUGGUAUCCAGCUGGCUACAACCCACAAAAUGGUAGUCAGAACCCCAUCCAUACCAGAUGAUCAAAAUAGUCCCUCUAUUGACCACCUUUCAUUUUGUAGUCAACAGUUUAAAUGUGUGGUCACCAUUGUAGAAUCACUGGUGUAUUUUAUUUUAGGGCUACCGUCAUAAAUAUAAUAAAUAUGAUUUUUCUGUUUAUUUCAGCAGGUAAUAUGUUUGUUGAAAAAUGCCUCAAAAUUGUCCAUUGUUGUUUGAUAAUUAUCUUUCAUGUUAAUGUUCUUGACCAGGUAUGUUUUUGUUCAAAUUCAAGAUUUUUCUCGACUUUUAUGUCUCUAUUUUUCAAAGAAAGUGAUAUGCAAAAUAAUGCAAAGCACAUUAAAAGGUAUACAAAAGAAUAUGUUUAAUAUGCUUGUGAUAAAGUGGUACAUUGAAAUAAAUCAGUGGUAGCAACAACAAAAAUAGGAAUCAAAACUUUUGAUUAUUUACUAGGAGGAGGAGGAGAGUAGUAGUCAUCAUUUCUUUGGCUUACAGCUGUGAGGAGUGUGGCUAUAAGUGACCACUCUUCCCCAGGCAAUCACCAGUGACUAGCUCAUCACUCCAUACUCUUCAUAUUCAUCAUAUUAAUCCAUCGCAACUCUAUUAGUGUACCUGGUGCCAGUUUUUUGGUAUCUAUGCAGGUUGUGGAUUAAUGGCAAGAUCUUUGCUGUUCACUUAUGUUGUUGGAGAUAGCCUUCAUGAAAGAUGCAAAUUCAGGUAGGUGCAAGCUCUGGAGACUGGGAAGCUUGGUAGGAUUAAAACUGCCUCAUAUGUACCUCACCAGGAACAAUCAAGGGCUUGGGGAGUUAAGAUGCUGUGCUUGCUUUCCUUACAGAUAUUGUGAAAGCACACAUUUUCUUUGCUUGGAAUUGACACCAUGCCUCAUAAUGUGUCAGUGUAAUUUUAUUCAUACAAAACAUAAUAUUGGUUGGUAUGCAUUUUGCUUCACUGUAUUUGACACAAAAGCUAUCAUUUGUAAAGUCUAAAUGUGAUGAUCCCAAGAUCAAAAUCUGGUGUAUGAGUUUUGCUUUUUUUUUCUUUGAUAACGCUUAGAAAAAUCUGUUAGAAACUGUGAAUAAAAUAAACAUGUUAUCAUGGAUAACUUAGAAAAAAACUGCAACACCAAAAGUACAUAUGAACAGGUAAUGGGAUCGGCCUCUAUGCAUAACAUUGUCAGUGCUACCUGUACGGCCAUUUUGCUUGUACUUAGUAUCUUCAGUCAGUUUGUAAAAUUUUUUCAAUUCUAUGAGGAUUCUUUACAUUUUUAUCUUUGAUCGUGGCUUGUAAACUAUUUGUGACAUGAUGUUUGUGUUGGUGAUAUGUAAAGCAUCAAUUGUGAAAGUCAGGUCGGGGUAGGGGGUUGUCUGGUGAUCCCUUGUUUGUUGUUGAACUUUGUCAUAAUACAGUUUUUGUGUUUGGCUUGUUGAGAGAAAUUUAUUUGCCUGCAUUCAAGGGAGAUAUGAUGUACUGCAAAGAGUACAGCUCCCCCUCCUCCCAUCCCCAUUUUUUGCAUUUACCUCCCUCUACUGGAGCUCUUCUCAUUUAUCUUUUGUGUUGGUCCACAAAAGUUGUGAUUACAGAGCAGAAUUUGCUAUUCCUGUUAUCUGUUGUGGGUUUUUCUUUAAACUGUUGUUGCUAUUUUGUUUUAACCAGGACUUUCUGCCCUGGAUUGAUGCGACUAUUACAUUCCAUUCCUUAAUACAUGUUAACAGGCAAACGAUAUUGCAGAUGAGCAUGACAUUGCAUGUAGAGAUUAUAUUUGUCAUUGUCUUUCAGAGCUGUUUUGUCAUUUGACUGCUAAUAUCAUAUCUGAACAUGUCAGUAAACAGUUUAUACCAUUUUCAAACAUUUGAGUGUUGUGAAGUUGUUUUCUGUAUGUCUGAGAUGUAUAUGAUUGUGAUCACCAGAACUUUAUUUUAUGGGCUGGCUUUUUUUCCAAUUCCAGUCCCAUGUAAUGUUGUAAAAAGUAAUAAGCAAAGGUGCACAUUUUGUAAUGUGCAUAUGAUAUUGAUCGUAUCUAAUUUGCUUACUUGAAUCUGUUUAUCCAAGUAGAAUUUCCCUGGUCACAGAGAUUUGUUAUCAUCUUAAGUUAAAACAAGUGUGUUUAAAAAAUGAAUCUACUGGUAUAAGUGGCCUGAACAAUUAAGCAUUUUAUUCUGACAAAAAAAGUAUGUACAGAGUUUUAAAUAAAAGUAAGGUCGUAGUCAACAUGUCCAGAAAUGUUAAAAUGCAGUUUGUGCACUAGUUAAUAAUUGAUCAGUGCUUGAUGAAGUGCUUGUCUUUAGAACUGCUUUUUGUGAUUUCGCUGUGGUGACAUGAGGUCAUCUCUAGAACUAUGCUGGUCCUGUACUUAAACAGACUUUUAUUAAAACCCAUAUAAAUGUCUUUUCAGUUUGUAAUCACAUUUAAAACUAGUUGAUAAGGUGUUUAAAAGAAAAAAAUCUAUUUUGAAAGAAAAAGAGUUGUUGUAAAGAUUACAUAUAUCUUGAGGGGAAAAGUGUUAAGCAUUUUGUUGCAUUUUUAAAUAAAAAUGCAUCUCAUAAUAUGAUUUCUCAGUAUUUUUAUUUUAAAAUGACAUGGAGAUUUUAAAUCAUCUUUCUCUUCUGUGAAGUGUUUACUCCAGAUUUGUCUGGACAAAAUCAAAAUACAUUAUUACACAACAAUGACUGUGUUUCAUUUAACUUUUUAAUUUAAAACAAGAUUUUAUUGAUAUGUUGGUAAUAUCUGGUAUUCAGCAAGACAUGGAGAUUUCUCGUAUCCAUUUUUUAACUUGCGAUGUAUGACAUCUGCCGUUUUUAUAUAUUCUGGGUGAGAAGGGAGAGCUGUUUUGAACAUCAUUUGACCCUUGCAAUGUGUGAACAGUCCACUGAAUGCUGUUGGACCUGUUCAUCUUCAGUCGUCUAUCAGAUUCUUCAUUUUGAGCAGUGUUCUUCAUCCUUAGGCUGACACAAACAUUGCACAAUCAGUAAUUGCUAGGUUAACCUGUCUUCUUCUGUUAGCAAUCAUAAGUCUGCACGUGUCUGAUCAUGAAAUUCUGCAAGCUUUUAUUUGUAAUAAAUCAUAAUCAUAAUCAUUAUCUGGAAGCUUCUAAUCCUGGCAUGCUUGAAACAGAAGAAAGGAGUGAGCUAUGAAGAAACAAGUCAUAAUAGUCUUCUGUGUGCUUAUAGGUUUCUCAUAUUGCUGUCCAGCUAAUCCAGCUUGUGUGCAAUACACCUUGGUGUCUCCAUAAUCUUGCUUCCUUCAAGUUGAUAGGUUGUCAUCACAUGUUGUUUAUGUUCAGAAAUUGAGUUGUGAAAUGUUUGAAGAUGUUACGGCAUGGAUUGCUUUCUUUUUUGUUUUACCCCUAAGCAACAGUUUUACUUAACAGGCAUUUGUUUUUAUUUUUGUUUUUGCUUUGACAUAUUGAACCAGAAACCAGCAAUGAGUAUAUAGGAUAUUUGUAUAUAAUAUUGUCUCAUUCAUUAAACAUGAGCUGUUUUGUCACACAUA